UCUAACUACGAACGCUGUCUUUCACUUAGUUGCAUCAAAUAGUUUUCGCUGUUUAUUCAUGGAUCAUGGUGCCCGUUAAUUUUCGCAUGGCACAUGAAACAUUUAUUGGACAUAAAAAGGACACGGUAAACGAGUCUUAGUAAGAGAGAGACUGAGAGAAAUAUUAAAUUGUUGCAAUUUGCUUGUUCAUUUGUGUUCAUAAAGCGGAUAUUUAAAAGCGACUAAUGCGGUUUUGAUAUUUAAAGGAACAGCGACAGAAGGCUCAGUAUUUUGCAACAUAUAAUUGUUGGAUCGUGUUAUGGUGCAGGCUGUGAAAACAACAUAGUAAAAAUUGUUUCUCAAUUGUGAGUUUUUUUGUAUCGCCUUACUCUCAUAAUAUAUGACAACUUUGAAACACGGCAAAUCACCGGAGAAAGACACAAGACCAUAUUAUUAUAACGAAUAUACGUUGAUAAUAGGUUGUGAAUGUAUUUUUAUUAUACAUCAUUCAAUGAUGCUAAAUUACGGAUUCUGAACGUAUUGUAGAAGUGAUUACAUGACAUGUGAAGGUCAAAACAGAAUCACAAAUAGACGGUUAAUGUUAAUAUCGUCGAUAAAAUGAAUGGUGAAUAUCGUGUCUCAAACAUUGGAGCUUAAUAACAAUUUUUUUGAAAACGUGAAUGAAUUUACUUGAAAUAAAAGAUCGAGUCAAGGAAUCUAGCUUGCCGCUAGAAAGUGCCGACAAAUCAAAUCGCGAACGACGUAAAUAGAUCCACUGCUGACCCUUUCGGUGGGUUCUGUAUUAUCCGGGGUAUUGUCAUGGACACAACAGCUGACGGACUGGACAUCAUAACACAGGACGCGAGCAAACAGCUACAGGAAAACAAUACGAGCAACAUGUCGACAAGCAGACCGUUUUAUAAUAACGAUGGCGACAUCACAUUCGCAACGGCAACGGCUUUGUACGUUGUGCCAGUCUUGGUAGUUGUUGGAACCAUCGGUAAUAUUCUUAUUCUGCUCACUGUCCGACAGCGGAACAUGAAGAACUGGUCAAUUUGCUUCUACCUGUCUGCCUAUGCCGUUGGCAAUCUGAUUAUACUUGUACCCAUGAUUGGAACUGAGUGGCUUUGUGGCGUUACAGGACUGACCUAUUUCACCGAGCUGAGCGAUUUUACCUGCAAACUCUGGCAGUUUGUCAUGAGCGUCACUGUAUAUUCCGGAAUCUGGUUUGUGUUUGCCAUGCUUGUAGAUCAGUAUAUUACUAUAUGCCUACCGCAUAAAGCGCAGUCGAUGUGCACAUUAUUUAUGGCAAAGUUUGCAGUCGUCAUCAUAAUAAUCGGUUUAACCGUUGUGAGUGUCCAUGCCAUAUGGACGUUUGAACUCUUCCAAAAUGGAUGCUAUAUUGUUCACACUCCAAAUGAUCUUCUUACCCUAAUAUGGCCUUGGGUGUCUCUGAGUUUCAACUGCAUGAUACCUCUUGUACUGUUGAGUAUUUUUAUCAUCCUAGUUGUGUACGGAACGCUUACAAAAUCUACCUGGAAGAAAACGCCCAGUAACUACCAAGUGCCAGUCGAUAUCACUAUCAUGACGAUUGCAUUGUCUAUCUUCUUCGUCGUCUUUGUGACACCAACCACGGUGAUCACUGUAAUUAAAACUAACAUGCCCAGGGCGUGGCUGCACGACAAAGAGAUUUAUCACACAAUUGUAAAUAUCGUUGUAGUUAUAGGCGACAUUCUCUCAUACUUUAACCCAACGUUUUCUUUCUUAAUCUGUUUUGCAUUUUCGUCAACGUUUCGACAAGAGAUACAGGAGCGGCUGCGGGGCUUCUUUUGCGAAAGAGGGGCGCGCGUGUACGAAAUGCAAAUCAACUCAUCGGCUGGUAGCGCAGCAAAUGAUGCGGAAAACUGUUCAGAAACUACGCCAUUAUGAGAAGCCACGCAACGUUUAAGCGUAGUCGUAGGCGGAAAAAGUUAAUUAUUGUGUUUCAAUAUUAUAAACAAUUUUUAUUUCGCUUAUUUACAUGUUCUGGCUGUUGUUGCGUCUAUCAUCAUUUGGUAAAUGUGUAUUGUUAACAACGUCUUUAAUGUAUGCUUUCAAAUCAUGUUUGUUUAAUGUCUUUAUAAAUGUUGUUAUAUAUUAAAAAAGAAAAAUCAAUAGAUAUCUCAACCUAACGCAUUAUCACGUUAAGCACAUGCGCAAUAAAAGUUUUAAUUGCGCAUAAAUUCACCAU
Molecule: messenger RNA, 2209 nt
Organism: Dreissena polymorpha
Lineage: Eukaryota; Metazoa; Mollusca; Bivalvia; Myida; Dreissenidae
Product: cephalotocin receptor 1-like
Exons: 2
Coding region: 799-1908 (369 amino acids)
Biological process (GO): G protein-coupled receptor signaling pathway
Cellular component (GO): plasma membrane
Molecular function (GO): G protein-coupled receptor activity
Source: RefSeq, a predicted model, not a curated record